Molecule: messenger RNA, 769 nt
Organism: Suillus fuscotomentosus
Lineage: Eukaryota; Fungi; Basidiomycota; Agaricomycetes; Boletales; Suillaceae
Exons: 2
Coding region: 204-479 (91 amino acids)
Source: RefSeq, a predicted model, not a curated record
AACAGCUAUACUGCAAUUGAAACGAUAGAUAGAUUUGACAGACAAGCAAAAAGGUUUGCAAGUCAAGAUUGGCGCAAGUCUUAUCUAGGUAGGAAUUCGAUCGAGUGUGUUCCUUCGAUUGAAUCAAGCUCUACAGACUUCUCAUCUUCGUUGCGGAUUUACCACACCUAUACCAGUUCUAGGGUCUACCAGUGUUUUCGUCGAUGAGACACAUGUACAGACCUCGGAGGGGUAGUAGCACGACGAAGGUGUUUCAUCUGUUAGUUGCGUUUCGACCUAUUCUAUCCACAUCUGAAACUUUGGUAUCAUGCCAACAGAAUGCGGUCCAUCAUCUUAUUGAGCACGUUCUGCGGGCUCAGGACAGCGUGGCGGAGAUAGGCAGAGGUAGGCGCAUUGAUGUGGCGGUUUUUGUUGAAGCAAAUCGUGCCCGGCCUAAGCGGCAGGGAUUGCGCAUGUCCUUAUCACCACUGCUCAGGUAGAAGCAUGCUUGAACACUGUAUUGAAGUAAUAGGAUUGUACCAUGAGAACAUAGCUCUGCGCAUGCACUGCGAGUCGGUCGUUAAUGUCGACAAAUAGAUCAUCCGCCCUGAUUCAGGAUCGAGGACCAUAAGCCCUGGGUUAGUUACGAGAUGCUGUUUUUAUAUUAAAUCUACUUAAAUACGGUAUAUCAGCACCAUGAUGGAAACCCUAAAUGAAAUUCUCGUGCUUCCCGCAGAUGACAACCCGACAAGUGUUACUCACUUGUAGCGUGUCUCUUACUACACAUCAC